GUGGGUCCCGCCUUGUGCGCGCGAAAGCCCGCGAUCAACGAAUCUCAGUCUCUUGCCUCACGAACGCGGAGCGAAGUGGACCUCUUGCUGUUGCGCUCUCGGUUCCAUUGUUAGUUUUCUUUGCAAUUACCAACCCAAACCAAUUUUACAAUGGCCGAUACUGCUGCUGAGGUUGUUGCCACCACCCCUGAGGUCACCAAGGAAGUCCCUGAGACCAAGACUGAGGAGGUAGAAAAGGCAGAGAAGGCCCCCGCCGAGGAGGAGGCUGAGGAAGCCAAGACCGAGGAGAAGGCAGCCAAUGGUGACAAAACAGAGGAAACCAACGGUGAUGCCACAGAGAAAACCGAGGAGGACAAGGCUGAAGAGACCGAGGAAGCCAAGGCGGAGGAGACCAAUGGCGUAGAGAAGGAAGCUGAUGAGGAAGCCGCCAAGACCAACGGCCACAGCGAAGAGACUAACGGCGUUGCUAAUGGUGAUUCUGAGAAGCGUGCAGCAGAGGAAUCUGAAGCCACCUCACCCACAAAGAAGGCAAAGGUUCAAGAGGAGACCACAGAGGCUGCAGCUGAAACCACUGCUUAAGUCUGUCUUCCGCUCUUGUCCCCCAAGACCCUCACUCUAGCCUUCUCAGAGACCUUUUUUUUUACUGAAACAAUCUUGCUGUUCUUUUCUUAUUUCAUUUGGAUGGGCACCUACUGAAGGUUUUGGUAGCCUCAAUUUUUUCUACCCGUGUACCUGUCAAUUAUUAUACACUUCCGUGUAUUCUUGGUAUGAAAGAAUGUUUGUGGGGUUCAAUUUAACUACACCGUGUACAAAUGUACAAACUGGUGUUACGUUCCUUCAGUCGAGUCAUGGUGGUUGUAGUAGUUUAAAUUUCAGUAGGUUCUUUGAACGCAGGAACAAAGUAACGUGGUCUGUAAGGCAAUUUUUAAAAAUUUGUACUUUGCAACCAUUUCCAGUGAAUGGUACUUGUUUUGUUUCAAGUCAGUGUAGUAAAGUUAUUUGUACAUGUUACUGAAUGGAUGUUUGAGAGUACUUGCUGUAGGCUGAACUAAUAUUCCAUGCCAUGCUAGGGCUAGUGUAGCACCAAUUACAAGUCUGCCUUUAUUUAUUUUCUAAGUCAUGUCUGAGUGUUGGAGUGAAAGUUUGCCACUAUCCACACCAAGCAGGGAAGGAUUGAAGCUUUAGUUUUAGUUCGUGCACAAGUCAACAUUCCGUUUCGUUAACAUGACUAAGGUUACUGUGUAACCUAAUCAGCUGAAGUGAGUGAUCUUGAAUGGUACGUAGUAUUAUUUUUCAAAUAAACCUUAACAAAAAUGU
This is a messenger RNA of Penaeus monodon (black tiger shrimp), 1317 nucleotides long. Its product is annotated as glutamic acid-rich protein-like. The coding region runs from base 151 to 579 and encodes 142 amino acids. The record is from RefSeq and is a predicted model, not a curated record. NCBI's taxonomy places the organism in Eukaryota, Metazoa, Arthropoda, Malacostraca, Decapoda, Penaeidae. The transcript has 4 exons.